AUGUUUUCCAGAUUUCCAUCACACAAAACAAAACUAAGCCCCGCACGGAUCGAGCGGUACAAGAAGAUAAUGGACUCUAUGACAGACACAGAGCUUGAUGGACUAAAUCCAGAGCACAUGAGUGAGGCGCGGAUGAAGGAGAUAGCCAGAGGAUCAAGACAGGAUGUGAAACAAGUUAUGGAAAUGCUGAAAGAGUACAAGAGACUAGAGAAAGUAUGGAUAAAGCUAGAGAGAUAUAUGAGCGAUUCAACGCAGAUGGACAUGUCUGCUCUGUUUUGGAAUGAGAUCGCGACUCCAUUCCACGUAGAGACGUUCACACAGCCGGAAUAUUUUCCUCUAAGGCUUCCUCCCCGGAAGCUUCAUCCUCGGAAGAGGCAGCUUCCUCCCAACAAGUCCGAGUUAGUGGUUUUGGUGAAGUGGGCUCUAAUUUUA
Molecule: messenger RNA, 432 nt
Organism: Thlaspi arvense
Lineage: Eukaryota; Viridiplantae; Streptophyta; Magnoliopsida; Brassicales; Brassicaceae
Source: the annotation of a GenBank genome assembly